Molecule: messenger RNA, 1715 nt
Organism: Anolis carolinensis (green anole)
Lineage: Eukaryota; Metazoa; Chordata; Lepidosauria; Squamata; Anolidae
Product: cytochrome P450 2J4
Exons: 9
Coding region: 88-1482 (464 amino acids)
Biological process (GO): xenobiotic metabolic process
Cellular component (GO): cytoplasm; intracellular membrane-bounded organelle
Molecular function (GO): heme binding; oxidoreductase activity, acting on paired donors, with incorporation or reduction of molecular oxygen, reduced flavin or flavoprotein as one donor, and incorporation of one atom of oxygen; iron ion binding
Source: RefSeq, a predicted model, not a curated record
UUACCAGAAAACUGGAGGUGUGAGUGCAGACAGCUACGGCCAGAAAAGCUCACAUCCAGGUGUAACAGGGAAAGAGAGACCAUCAAAAUGCUAGGCAUGAGUCUGUUUUGGACUGCUUUCCUGGUGGGUCUUCUGCUCUUGAACUUUCUGAGACAGCUGUGGCGGCGGAGAUGCUACCCCCCGGGGCCUCUUCCACUUCCUCUCAUGGGAAGCAUGUGGCAGAUUGGGAUCAGGCUAUAUCAAGACACCUUUAAGUUGAAAAAUCAACCAGAAAACAGUGAGCAAUCUGUGACUCCUUUCCUGAAAGCUGUUACAAACGAGAAGGAUCUCGUAUUUUCAAAUGGACACAUUUGGAGGCAGCAAAGACAGAUUGGGCAAGCUACUAUGCAGAAGCUGCAAGUUGGGAAGAAAAACAUGGAGCAUCAGAUUGAAGAGGAGGCCCUGCAGCUGGUGGAGAUGUUUGCACGUGCCAAAGGGCAGCCACUUGACCCUCUGUUACCCAUCUCUAAUUCAGUCUGCAAUAUGGUAUGUGCAGUGGCUUUUGGGCACCGAUAUCCCAUGGAAGACGAGAGUUUUCAGAAACUCACCAAAGACAUAGAAUUGGCUGUACAAUCUGGGGGCAGCUUUAUUUAUACACUUUAUAGCUUGCUCCCAUGGUUUAUGAGAUGUCUCCCAGGACCACAGAAGAAGGCCUUUUCAUCCAGGAAAUCUGUGCUUUCUUUUGUAAAAAAGGAAAUAAAGAAACAUAAGAAGCGUAAACCACUACAUGAACCACAGGAUUUUGUUGAUUUCUAUCUGGUUCAAAUAGAGAAAAAACAGUCCAAAGAUAAUGACGGCUCUACAUAUGAUGAAGAGAAACUGGCUGCGUGUAUUCUUGACCUCUUCAUCACAGGCACAGAGACAACGGCGACUUCUCUGCAAUGGGGACUUGUCCUCAUGGCAAUUCAUCCAAACAUCCAAGAUAAAGUCUACAAGGAAAUGGAAGGUGUUUUGGGUUCCUCUCAAUCAAUCUCCUAUCAAGACUGGAAGAAACUACCCUAUACUUGUGCAGUUAUUCAUGAGAUCCAGCGCACCAAAUAUGCCUUCCUAUUCAGAAUAAUCAGGCAAUUUGCAAAGGAUGUGAACAUCUUUGGUUUUCUCAUGCCAAAGGGGACAUUUAUUAACCCAAAUCUGAACUCUGUUCUUCUUGAUCACAAGCAAUGGGAAACACCUGAAAAAUUUAACCCAAAUCAUUUUUUGAACAAGAGUGGAAAAUUUGUAGCCAAAGAUGAAUUUCUGCUGUUUGGAUCAGGCGAUUCCAUGUAUUUAGAGGAAGAGCUGGCGCGGAUUGAGCUCUUCUCCUUCUUCACCGCUCUGUUGAGGACAUUCCGUUUCCAGCUGCCAGAAGAAGCAAAGAUACUCAACACACAACCUCGAAUAGGACUGACAACCUACCCUCAUUUUCAUCAACUCUGUGCCAUUCCUCACCAUAGGACAGCAUAAAUUAUAACCAUAUUGGGAGCUGGAAUGGAAAAGAAAUGUACAAAUAUAGCCAAUGUGUCGUCUAAAGGAUCAUUGACAAUAGUGUACAUGUAUCUUUUAGUUUCACAACACUGAGAGCAACCCUACAUUUUUCAUUUUUUGAAAAAUUGUAUCACCCCCACAGACUUUCAUUUCCUACGAGUAAAGAAAUGUAAUAAAGUAAUUUAAUAAAUUAAGUUCUUGUUCGGAUUGGG